CUAUCUCUCUUUCUUUCUCUCUCUCUAUCUAUCCAUCUUCCUCUUUCUCUUUCUCUUUCUUUAGUUUUGAAUAUAUGGGUCCUUGUACUGCUAAACCUGUCAUUUGCAUUUCCAUAUUUCUAUUUAUAAGCUGAGAUUCAAGUUUAAAUUUGUUUUAUUUCUCUUUGUUUCUCUUGUUUUGUCUCAGAUCUGAGAUUUGAGAUUCUCAGAUCGAAUAUUGGAUUUUGGAGCCCUAAUAUGCUCAAUUACUGGUUCAUGGAAAUGUAGAUCUGGGUUUAGCUUCAAUUGAUUUGCAGUGAAAAUGUGGGAAAUGUUUGCUGUAGUUUCCACUCCGUUGUUUGGGGAUUGGGAGAGUUUCCAUUUCUAGUCUCCUCAAAUCGAGUUUGAUUUAUAUUUGGGAUUUAAUAAAUUUUUAAUAUAAUUUCGAAUCUGAGAAGUACUAAUUUUGAAAAAGUUUCAAUUUUUGCUUUCAUUUUCUCCGGGGCCAAGCUAGAUCCGUUUGGGUUGCUCUAUUUGUGUUAGACUGUGUAGUUUGGUCCUUGAUUUGUUUCUUGUUAUUGAUGUUUUUGGUUGGCCUUUUCACGGUCUUGAAGGGGGGUUACAUUGUACAAUGCACCAUUUUCAUUUGUAUUAUUCAAAUAAUUUUAUUAAAUAGUCAAUUCAAAACCUGACAUGUACAACUUUUCAUUGUCUGCUGUAUUUCUAGCUCUAAUGGAUGAUGAUGCGUUGAACAUGCGUAACUGGGGUUACUAUGAACCAUCUUUCAAAGGCCAUCUUGGCCUGCAGCUCAUGUCAAGCAUGGCAGAGCAGCGUGAUACCAAAGCAUUUCUACCUGGACGUGAUCCUACAACCGUUAUGGUCAGCUCCAAUGGCACCUUUCAUACCAAUCAUCCCAGGGAUUGUGUUGUAUCCGAUGCUCCUGUCCCAAUGAACUAUGUAAGGGACAGUUGGGUGAAUCAGAGAGACAAGUUUUUGAACAUGUUGCCUCCAAAUACCAACUAUGGUGUUCUUCCGGAAACAUCUGGAGCUCACUCGUUGCAGAUGUUGCAGCCACCUGAGGCUGCACCAAGGGAUGAGAGGGUGGUGGGUAGAAUUGAAGAGCCUGUUGUUAAUAAGGAAAGUGGCCCCUCAAAGAAAAGACAGGGUGGUGGGGGUGCCCCUAAAGCCCCAAAAGUGAAGAAGCCAAGGAAACCAAAGGAAAAUAACAACUCUGCUCUUGUUCGUGUUAAGCCUGCAAAGAAGAGUAUGGAUGUUGUCAUCAAUGGCAUUGAUAUGGACAUUUCUGGAAUCCCAAUUCCAGUUUGCUCCUGCACUGGAACUCCACAACAGUGUUAUCGAUGGGGUUGCGGUGGCUGGCAAUCUGCUUGUUGUACAACAAAUGUGUCUGUGUAUCCUUUGCCAAUGAGCACUAAAAGGCGUGGUGCUAGGAUAGCUGGAAGAAAAAUGAGCCAAGGUGCUUUCAAGAAGGUAUUGGAGAAACUUGCAGCAGAAGGUUAUAAUUUUGCCAAUCCAAUUGAUUUGAGGGCUUAUUGGGCGAGGCAUGGUACCAACAAGUUUGUCACCAUCAGGUAGAUUUACUUUGUUGGUGUCGUCAGUGGGACUCAAUUGCAUCUGGUAUGCUUCACCUGUAUAUAUAUCUAUGGCCUCUUGCAGAGAUCUUUAUGCUCUUCUUUGUAGUUGUUGGAUUUUCGAUGUUGACUGAUGAUACUUGUUGUAUUUGGAAUUGUUGUUAAAUUUUCCAUUCGGCAUAUGAUAAGGGCUGAUUUUUUUGGCCACUAAGACUUUAUGUGGA
Messenger RNA from Humulus lupulus (European hop), 1792 nucleotides. Its product is annotated as protein BASIC PENTACYSTEINE2-like. Gene Ontology annotation, cellular component: nucleus. Lineage: Eukaryota; Viridiplantae; Streptophyta; Magnoliopsida; Rosales; Cannabaceae. The record is from RefSeq and is a predicted model, not a curated record. Gene Ontology annotation, biological process: response to ethylene. The transcript has a single exon. Bases 673 to 1572 code for a protein of 299 amino acids. Gene Ontology annotation, molecular function: DNA-binding transcription factor activity; sequence-specific DNA binding.